This is a messenger RNA of Nothobranchius furzeri (turquoise killifish), 1191 nucleotides long. It is a transcript of the gene mblac1, whose product is annotated as metallo-beta-lactamase domain containing 1. The record is from RefSeq and is a predicted model, not a curated record. NCBI's taxonomy places the organism in Eukaryota, Metazoa, Chordata, Actinopteri, Cyprinodontiformes, Nothobranchiidae.
UGAAAACCGCCUGACUGGAAAAGAAAAACAAGUAGUAGUGUAGCGUGUUCCAGACAUGGAUCCCGUCGGUUCCGUGGGUGUGUAUCAGAGACAGUGUCUGUCAGAGACAGAGCUGGACUUUCCCGGUGUCCCGUACUCCGUGUCAGUCCUUAAAGUCGGUUACUGUUCCCCUCAGACCGACGGGACGUUCCUCGCUGACGGGACCAUCAGCCUCAUAACGGGAAUCAGGACCAUUCUGGUGGACACCGGAGGACCGUGGGACCGGGACGUCCUCCUCAGGUCUUUAGAAGACAGAGGUUUGACACCCGGGGACAUCGAUCUGGUCGUGGGGACUCACGGACACUCAGACCACAUCGGAAACCUGAACCUGUUUCCUUCCGCUCAGACCAUCGUGGGGUUCGACAUCAGUGAGGGGGACCGGUACCGUCCGAACCAGCUGGCUCAGGGACAGAAUUACUCAGUGGACCAACAUGUGUCUGUCAUUCCCACCCCUGGCCACACGGGACAGGAUGUCAGCGUCCAGGUUCUGGGGACAUCAGCAGGAGCUGUGCUGGUUGCAGGGGAUUUGUUUGAGAGCUGGUCAGAUGAGGACACAUGGAGGGAUCUGAGUCUGGAUUGUGCGGUCCAGGAGGUGAACCGUCACAAGGCCCUGCGUACUGCUGAUGUCAUCAUACCAGGACACGGACUUCCUUUCAGAGUGGUCCGGUCCUGAUUUCACAGAGAGCGAGUCCUGGGUGCGUCCCAGCCCGCCCUACAGCCUUAUCACUGUGACUCAACGAGGGUUGUGGUCAAAGAGCAGCUCAAGUUAAAUACGACUGGUUCCUGGAGACCAGACCGGCUCCACGACUCCUACUGGUGGGGUCGUCACCCUCCUGGGGCUCACCCUAACUGCAGUCACUGAUGUUCAGAACCGUGUGGGGCUGAUCCACAUGAGGUUCUUUGUAGGAGAGUCAGGUUGAUCUAAAAACUUCAUCAUGGUGCAGACGACACCCCCCUAGAACCACCUGGGACACCAGGUGUGAACAGAUGUGAAGGUCCUAACAGCAGAGAGGUUUAGUCUUCUGAUCUAUUGAAGUCCUCCUCUGCCUGUAGCUCAUAAGGUUCUAGAAAAUGAGCCGAUUCCAUGUGUGGCCAUGUCUUCUACACAGAAGUUAUUGUGAUCAUAAAAGAAUAAAUUGCUGAUUUCUCAGA